This is a messenger RNA of Marmota flaviventris (yellow-bellied marmot), 12716 nucleotides long. It is a transcript of the gene Nfat5, whose product is annotated as nuclear factor of activated T cells 5. Gene Ontology annotation, molecular function: DNA-binding transcription factor activity, RNA polymerase II-specific; RNA polymerase II cis-regulatory region sequence-specific DNA binding; transcription factor binding. The record is from RefSeq and is a predicted model, not a curated record. Gene Ontology annotation, biological process: cytokine production; regulation of transcription by RNA polymerase II; calcineurin-NFAT signaling cascade. Gene Ontology annotation, cellular component: transcription regulator complex. Lineage: Eukaryota; Metazoa; Chordata; Mammalia; Rodentia; Sciuridae.
UCAGAUAAUUUUCCAUGAAACAAAUACUUUAUUAAAAUCUAAGUUUAGUUUAGAGAUCAAUGUAGAGGCAAUUAAGCAUUCCUCUUGUAGGGAGUAUAUAUACAAGUAUGGGCCUUAGAUCUCAAAAAUAUAAGAUAGUUAUAUAAGAGAUGUAUGUUAUCCUUGGCAUUUUUUUUUCUCAUCCAGCAUAAAAAGUACUUAAUGCUUUUUGUGUUUUUCAGAUUCUCUGAAGUUACACCCAUCACAGAAUUUUCAUAGAGUUGGACUAUUGGAAGAAUCUGUCUAUGAUCUUCUCCCAAAGGAGUUACAGUUACCUCCAUCUAGUGAAACAUCUGUAGCAUCAAUGAGUCAGACAAGUGGUGGUGAGGCAGGCUCGCCUCCUCCAGCUGUAGUUGCUGCUGGAUUUGCCUCUGAAGCAGGGAGUGUCUGCAUUAAAAAUGACCUGUAGUUCUCUGCUUCAUAGAUGCUUCUUCAGCUCCCUCCUCUUCCUCCAUGGGCGGUGCUUGCAGCUCCUUUACCACCUCUUCCAGCCCUACCAUUUAUUCUACCUCAGUCACCGACAGCAAGGCUAUGCAAGUGGAGAGCUGCUCCUCAGCCGUGGGGGUAAGUAACAGAGGGGUAAGUGAAAAGCAGUUAACCAGUAACACAGUUCAGCAGCAUCCAUCAACCCCGAAGAGGCACACAGUUUUGUACAUCUCACCACCACCCGAGGACUUGCUGGAUAACAGUCGGAUGUCCUGCCAGGAUGAGGGGUGUGGAUUGGAAUCUGAGCAGAGCUGCAGUAUGUGGAUGGAGGAUUCCCCCUCCAACUUCAGUAACAUGAGCACCAGUUCCUACAAUGAUAACACUGAGGUACCUCGUAAAUCACGAAAACGAAAUCCAAAGCAGAGGCCGGGGGUCAAACGACGAGAUUGUGAAGAAUCUAAUAUGGAUAUAUUUGAUGCCGACAGUGCCAAAGCACCUCACUAUGUGCUUUCUCAGCUUACCACGGACAACAAAGGCAACUCAAAAGCUGGAAAUGGAACAUUGGACAACCAAAAAGGAACUGGAGUAAAGAAGAGCCCUAUGUUGUGUGGACAGUAUCCAGUUAAAAGUGAGGGAAAGGAGCUGAAGAUAGUUGUGCAGCCUGAGACCCAGCACCGAGCUCGGUACCUGACUGAGGGAAGUCGUGGCUCAGUAAAAGAUAGAACACAGCAAGGCUUUCCUACAGUAAAGCUGGAAGGCCAUAAUGAACCAGUAGUGUUGCAGGUGUUUGUGGGCAAUGACUCUGGCCGAGUGAAACCACAUGGAUUUUAUCAGGCCUGCAGAGUAACUGGACGAAAUACAACUCCCUGCAAAGAAGUGGACAUUGAAGGCACCACUGUUAUAGAAGUUGGCCUUGAUCCUAGCAACAACAUGACACUUGCUGUGGACUGUGUAGGAAUUUUGAAGUUGAGGAAUGCUGAUGUUGAAGCCAGAAUAGGAAUUGCUGGUUCCAAGAAAAAAAGCACUCGUGCCAGAUUGGUUUUUCGAGUUAAUAUCACAAGGAAAGAUGGCUCUACUUUGACAUUGCAAACACCCUCUUCUCCGAUUUUGUGUACUCAACCAGCAGGAGUGCCAGAGAUCUUAAAAAAAAGCUUACAUAGCUGUUCAGUGAAAGGAGAGGAAGAAGUGUUUUUAAUUGGCAAGAACUUUCUGAAAGGAACUAAAGUUAUUUUCCAAGAAAAUGUUUCUGAUGAAAACUCUUGGAAAUCAGAAGCUGAAAUCGACAUGGAAUUGUUUCAUCAGAACCAUCUUAUUGUGAAGGUUCCCCCAUAUCAUGACCAACAUAUAACUUUGCCUGUAUCGGUGGGGAUAUAUGUAGUGACCAAUGCUGGAAGAUCCCAUGAUGUUCAGCCAUUCACCUACACUCCAGAUCCAGCAGCUGGUGCUUUGAAUGUAAAUGUGAAGAAAGAAAUAUCUAGUCCAGCAAGACCUUGCUCUUUUGAAGAGGCCAUGAAAGCAAUGAAAACUACUGGAUGUAAUUUAGAUAAGGUAAAUAUUCUACCCAAUGCCCUCAUCACUCCACUCAUUUCGAGCAGUAUGAUUAAGAGUGAAGAUGUUACUCCAAUGGAAGUAACUGCAGAAAAAAGAUCUUCCCCUAUUUUUAAGACUACGAAGACAGUUGGAUCAACUCAGCAAACUUUAGAAAACAUCUCUAAUAUAGCAGGAAAUGGGUCCUUUUCAUCACCAUCAUCUUCUCACUUACCCUCUGAAAAUGAAAAGCAGCAGCUUCAACCCAAGGCAUACAACCCAGAGAGCCUGACAACUAUCCAAACACAGGACAUCUCACAGCCUGGGACCUUUCCAGCAGUUUCUGCAACUAGUCAGUUGCCCAGCAGUGAUGCACUACUACAGCAGGCUACGCAAUUUCAAACAAGAGAAACUCAGUCUAGAGAAGUAUUACAGUCAGAUGGUACAGUAGUUAAUUUGUCACAACUCACUGAGGGGUCACAGCAACAGCAGCAGUCACCACUGCAAGAACAAGCACAGACUUUACAGCAGCAGAUUUCAUCAAAUAUUUUUCCAUCACCAAAUAGUGUGAGUCAGCUACAGAAUACUAUUCAGCAGUUGCAAGCAGGAAGUUUUACAGGAAGUACUACUAGUGGCAGCAGUGGAAGUGUUGACUUGGUCCAACAAGUUUUAGAGGCACAACAACAGUUAUCUUCAGUUUUAUUUUCAGCUCCAGAUGGUAAUGAGAAUGUUCAAGAACAACUUAGUGCAGACAUUUUUCAACAAGUCAGUCAAAUUCAAAAUAGUGUAAGCCCUGGCAUGUUUUCCUCAACUGAGUCCGCAGUCCACAGCAGACCAGAUAAUUUAAUACCUGGAAGAGCUGAAAGUGUUCAUCCACAGACUGAAAACACAUUGUCAAAUCAACAACAGCAACAGCAGCAACAACAAGUGAUGGAAUCAUCAGCUGCAAUGGUUAUGGAGAUGCAGCAGAGCAUUUGCCAGGCAGCUGCCCAAAUUCAGUCAGAGUUAUUCCCUUCAACAGCUUCAGCAAAUGGAAACCUUCAACAGUCACCAGUUUACCAGCAGCCUUCUCAUAUGAUGAGUGCACUACCUACCAAUGAGGACAUGCAAAUGCAAUGUGAAUUGUUUUCUUCGCCUCCUGCAGUUUCUGGAAAUGAAACAUCUACAACCACCACACAGCAGGUUGCAACCCCUGGCACUACCAUGUUUCAGACAUCAAGUUCAGGAGAUGGUGAAGAAACUGGAGCACAAACAAAACAGAUUCAGAACAGUGUCUUUCAGACCAUGGUCCAAAUGCAACAUAGCGGGGACAAUCAACCUCAAGUUAACCUUUUUUCAUCAACAAAAAGUAUGAUGAGUGUUCAGAAUAGUAGUACCCAGCAACAAGGUAAUGGUUUAUUCCAGCAAGGGAAUGAGAUGAUGUCACUUCAGUCUGGGAAUUUUCUGCAGCAGUCUUCUCAUUCACAGGCUCAACUUUUUCAUCCUCAGAAUCCUAUUGCUGAUGCUCAAAACCUUUCCCAGGAAACUCAAGGUUCUAUUUUUCAUAGUCCAAAUCCUAUUGUCCACAGUCAAACUUCUACAACUUCCUCUGAACAAAUGCAGUCUCCAAUGUUUCACUCUCAGAGUACCAUCGCUGUGUUACAGGGUUCUUCAGUUGCACAAGACCAGCAGUCACCCAACAUAUUUCUUUCCCAAAGUUCUAUGAAUAAUCUUCAGUCUAACACAGUAUCCCAAGAAGAGCAGAUUUCAUUUUUUGCAGCACAGAACUCAAUUUCUCCACUUCAGUCAACGUCAAACACUGAACAGCAAGCUGCUUUCCAACAGCAGGCUUCAAUAUCACAUAUCCAGACCCCUAUGCUAUCCCAAGAACAGGCACAACCUUCCCAGCAAGGUUUAUUUCAGCCUCAGGUGUCCUUGGGCUCCCUUCCACCUAAUCCAAUGCCUCAAAAUCAACAAGGAGCAAUUUUCCAGUCACAACACUCAAUAGUUGCCAUGCAGAAUAACUCUUCAUCCCAGGAGCAGCAGCAGCAACAGCAGCAGCAGCAGCAACAACAGCAGCAGCAACAGCAGCAGAGCAUUUUAUUCAGUAAUCAGAAUACUAUGGCUACGAUAGCAUCUCAAAAGCAACCACCACCAAACAUGAUAUUCAGCCCAAAUCAAAAUCCAAUGGCUAGUCAAGAGCAACAGAGCCAGUCAAUUUUUCACCAACAAAGUAAUAUGGCCCCAAUGAAUCAAGAACAGCAACCCAUGCAAUUUCAGAAUCAGCCCACAGUUUCCUCACUUCAGAACCCAGGUCCUAAUCAAUCUGAGUCAUCACAGACUUCCUUAUUCCAUAGCUCUCCUCAGAUUCAGUUGGUACAAGGGUCACCUAGUUCUCAAGAGCAGCAAGUAACACUCUUCCUCUCUCCAGCAUCCAUGUCUGCUCUGCAGACCAGUAUAAACCAACAAGAAAUGCAGCAGUCUCCUCUUUAUUCCCCUCAGAACAACAUGCCUGGAAUCCAAGGAGCCACAUCUUCACCUCAGUCACAAGCUACUUUAUUUCACAAUACUGCAGGAGGUACAAUGAACCAACUACAAAAUUCUCCUGGCUCAUCUCAGCAGACUUCAGGAAUGUUCCUGUUUGGCAUUCAGAAUAACUGUAGUCAGCUUUUAACCUCUGGACCAGCUACAUUGCCAGAUCAGUUGAUGGCCAUAAGUCAGCCAGGCCAACCACAAAACGAGGGACAGUCACCUGUGACAACACUUCUUUCUCAGCAAAUGCCAGAGAGUUCUCCGCUGGCAUCUUCUAUGAACACCAACCAGAACAUCGAAAAGAUUGAUUUGCUUGUUUCAUUACAAAACCAAGGGAACAACUUGACUGGCUCCUUUUAACUGGAUAUAAAUUCCAUGAAGAAUACCGUGAUUCCAAGAUGUCCUGCAAACUUGUAGUUUUAUGAAGAUUACUAAAACAAAACAAUAUGAAAAAUUGUACUUGAGUAAAUGGAUAGAUUUUACUCUGACUGCAAAAGAGCACACCUGUGCUACCUGUUGCAGUGAUUAGCCAUCAAUGUUAACAUCUUAUUUUUUAUUCCUGAUAACAAUGAUGACUGAGAAUCUAUUUGAGUUUCCAGCUGACAGAAUUGUUAUUUUCCUAGUUGUAAUUUCUCUUAAAAGAGUACAAUUUAAAUUCAAGACUGGACCACUCAGUUAUUAUUGCUAUUAGGAAAUAAUAAUUGUCAUGUUUACUUUUAUUCUUCAUUAUUUUCUUUCCUGCAUUAUUUUAGUCAAGUAAUGGCUUAUAAAAAAGUAAAAUUCAAUAAUAAUAAAGGCUGUGAUUUUUUUCACUAUGAAAAGCACAGCUGUUGGCCAAAGUGAAGAAAUCUUUUUCAGUUUUUAUGGAGAAACUGAAGGGGUAACAUUCUGACAAGUGAGCUGUAAUAAAAAUUCUACAGACUUGAUUAAAUGCAAAGGCAGAUAACACACAAAAAUGGAGACAGCUGGAAUGCUAUUGAUUUUAUUUUUCAAAGAGUUGUUAGUUCUCUGUGUUUUCACUAAGGGGUUUAGCCAUAACUGUAUAGAAAAAUCAUUAUUUUGCUCUGUGAGAAAUGAAGGGGGUAAUACAUGGUAAAUUAUAUUCUAAUAUCCUCCUACAGUAGUUUAAACUGACAGAGUCAUCUGAGUCUGUUUCUUCUUAAUCUAGUCUUUGGCUGGUAUUUCCUUUUUAUAUGCAUCUGUAUUAUUUUCCACCUCAUUUUUCACUUUAUUUUAGAUAACUGUUAAUACACUACUGGCUUUGUGACCCUGUAGCAACUUAAAGGAAAAGGCCAUUUUGAUUCAGGGUGACCUAGCAAUCCUGCAGCACAGGGCAAGGAGUCCUCUUUUAGGAAUUAUUGGAAGUUGAUUCCUGAGAAAACAAUGUAUUUUUUUUUCCAUGAACGGUGCUGUUCUGAAGUCUUUAAAAUUUUCCUUCUAAUAGAAAACAGAAUAAAUUUUCAUUUACAAAAAAAAAAAGGCAAACUAAAAUUUCUUGAAACGUUACUUCUCCCUGAGCUGCAGUGAGUAUAAUUCACUUGUCACCUCAGUGCUUUAUAGUUUGAAAUGGUCACUUACCUGAUGGUUCCCACAAGCCUUAGGCUUUACAGGGUCAUAUCAUUGACUUAAAAUGAAGAAUUAACUCGUGUUACAUCUAUAAAGAGCAAAAUAACACACUCCAGAACUUGCAGUUGUAGCAUUAGUUACACAGUUUUGGGUGUUCUUGCCACCCAUGGGAUGCCUGCUUCUACCAUCUGUGUCUGGACACGUGCUUAUGUCUCUUCUUCCUUUUGGCUUGUGGAAAGCUGUCAAUGCAGUGUAAGGCCAACGUGUGUGUGGCUUCUGUGUGUUGAUAUCCUUGUCCUUUUCUUUUAAGUGUAAAAAAAAAAAAAUAGCCUGUUAAUUGUUGUUAAAGGCUACUUUUCUGUUCUUUUUCUAUCCUAUAUAUUUAGUUGAACUGUGGAAUCAUGGUGUUUGGUUUUGUUUAUACAGCCAAAUAUAACCCCUUUUCAUGAUGGUCUUCUUUUGUUCUUUGAAUGUGCUCUUCUAAUUUGUUUUUUUCUCUUAUUGUCAUAUAUUCUUUCUUCCACCCCAAACCCUUUCUUUCUUUCUUUCUCUUCUCUCUCUGAUUGAGAGGCAUUGAAUUACGUUUUCAGUAGUACAGGCUUCUUGCCGAUAUGAAGGGAACUUUUCAGAAAGAGACCUACUCUGGGUCAUUUAAUUUUGAAUACAGUUUUCAAUCGUUCAAGUUUUGGAUGGUUUAUAUCUAAUGUGUGUUUCAUUUUUUUGGAAAGCUAUAUUUUGUAUUUAGGAAAUGGUAUACUAUUUUGCUAUUUGUACUGAGUGAGUACAUUGGCAUAAAUAUAGAAAUUUAUAUAUAUACAUAUAUAUAAACUAUUCUUUUUUUGCCACACAUUUUUGUGGUAAAUUUGUGAGUUUGUCUGAUGUUCUACCACAACGUGGCGUCUGAUAACAGUGAGGGGGGGUGGGUUUGUUAUGUCUUUAUUGAGAUAUUUAAGUACCUUUUGAAACAAAUGACCUGUUCAUCUGUAGCCAUUCCAUCAGGCAGUUCCUUGAUGUUAUUAGUGGGCUAAAGGCAGCUAGCUUAUUGUGUGUUUGCUGGAUCUCAGCAAAAUGUUAAAGAGUAAGGAAACAUAUUGAGGCAGUUGUAUCAAAUGGUGUUUCAUAAGAAUGAGCCAUUCAGUCUUUGCUCACUAUAUAUUUAAUAUUUUAUUAUUGUUAUUGUUAUUAUUAAUUGGCUUUCUGUAUUCUAUGCCUUUUAUUUAUAAAAACACUAAAAAAAUUAUGUUUGUAAUUUUAAUAACAUUUUCCCCAUCUUGUAAUAUCCAGAGCUACUUUAUAAAUUCUCUGAACCAAAAGUAUUUUCCUCAAUAUAUCUCUUUUCCCCAGGUCCCUAUCAGGAGUAAAUCACCAAAUAUAGUUCAGGUUGUGAGAAGGAUCAACCACACAAUCCAGUGCUUGUUUUAAAAUGUAAAACUCUAACCCUAGAGAAUAAUGUCAGAGAAAACAAACCCAGAGGUAUUAAAAGAAUAAAUAGAAAAAUAGUAGUAGUAGAAAUUUUUUAAAAAUGUUUACUUCUCAAUAUUGUGAAUUUUUUUCUGAUAUCAUAUAGGAGACUAAGGAAGUCUAUUUGUUCAUCAAGUUCCCAUUAGAAUGUUGUUAAUACUGUACCAUGGCUAAAGUAGUGGCAAGAAGACUGGCUUGUGUGGUGACUUCAGUCUGUUCUGUGGUUUAGCAAGGGGUUUUAUUCUUAUGCUGAUUGGCAAUGCCAAGUCACUGGGACCAAUUUUCUGUUUUGUAAUAUCUAAGUUUAGAACAGAACAUAAACCUGAACUGUAGUGGUUUGAUUGGAUGAAGGCAGAAACCCCAAUUUUUAUUCUCAUAAAUCUUGUGGUUAUUUAUACAAGGGCUGUGCUAUGCUACCAUAUUCUUAAUCAAUAAUGAUAGUUUUGUUUUGUUUUGUUUUUUACAUUGUUAAAUGUUCCUUACCCCGAAAGGUCAAUGUUAAGUACAACAUUCUGAAUAUAUGAUUUGGUUACAAAGAGUAUUUGUCUUUAUUGAAGAGUUAGCUCAGUGGUUGAUAUGUGUGCUAAUUACUGUUUCCAAAUUACUGUUACAAAUUAGAGCUACACAUGAGGGAGACUCAGUAAGCCAGCUAAGACCUUGGAAACAACAAUUUAUUAAAUUUAUUUAUGGCAGAAGGACCUAAAUAAACUGUGAACCACAUUUUAUUUCUUUGUAUUGGUACAUUGAAUUGUUCUUGCUUUUAGCAAUUCACAUAAAUGCUUGGAGCUUAUCUCUCUCUCUCUCUCUCUCUCUCUCUCUCUCUGUGUGUGUGUUUGUAUGUGUAUUUAAUUCCUUAUUACCAUUCCAUUAUUUAUCCAAACCAAUGGGAAAAAAUAGUUAAUAGUUAUACUUUGCUUCUGAGCUUUAUCAUUAUUACCUUUGUGAUUAGAGUAUCAUGUUAUUUAGUCAGUGCAAGUCUAUUGUCUCCGUAGAACAGGUUUUUAAAGGGCUUUGUUUAUUAUAGAGGGAUCAUCCUUCUCUCCUUCCAUCCUUUCUUCCUUUCUUUUCUUUUCUUUUUUGUAAUAACAUAUGUGCUAUAUAGUCUACAGUUUCAUUACAGUGUAUUUCUUACCCAUCAGAACCUUGGCUAAUCAACCUUGGAAAAAAUACUGUCAAAGGAAAUGAGGAAGAAAUUGUAUCUGUGUCCCUCCAGAACUAUUAUAAUUAUUCUUUUUUUAUUUUUUCAGCCAUUAUAAAUGGUUUGUUUUGGAAAACUGAAAUCUGUUAGAUGCAUCAACAUAUAAGUUCAGAAUAAAAGAUUUAAUAAUUAAAUUCUUAAAUUCAGCAUUGUUAUAAAUAUUUACUAGGAGUGAUCUGUGAAAUUUUUAUUUUUCUGGUGAAAAUUUCUGUUGUGAUAUCUACUUCCUAGUUGAAAAUUACAUGAGACCUGUUACCCUUAUUUUGUAUCUUGAACAUAGGUUUCAUCCUAAUGGCCAUCUUAUCUGUAGGCUUUUGGUUAUUUGGAAGAACUCAGUAAAAGCAAGUGUGUGUAAUUCAGCAGAUACAUUAGAAACUAACUCAGAGCUGAGAUUGUAACCCAGUGGUAGCAGGUAAGAGACCCUGGAUUUGAUCCCCAGCAUCACCAAAAAAAGAAAAAGAACUCAGAGUAUAUACCCUAGUAAGAGGAAUAGUAGACUCUCAUAACAUAUUCAGAAGAGGUUUUCCCUUCUGUCUGUUUGUGACAUUAGAGCUAAAUUGAUUAUAAUGUUCAUAACACAGUAUAUAUCAAAGUAAUAUGUAUCAUUCAUGAGUUGUCUCAGUACUCCAGUUAUUUUUUUUAAUCUCUUUAUUUCAUGCCAUUCUAAACCUUGUUUAUUGAUAAAAUUAUGUUUUUACUUACUAUUACAGGAUAUUUUUACAUUAAUAUUUUAUAUCUAGAUUAAAUGUUUAUGGAAAAGUGCCUUUUUACCUUAAGAGUGCCCCCUUUUUAUAAUAGUAUUUUUCCUUUGCCACAACCAUGUAAAAACCUGACUUUAAUAGGUCCCAACUUUCACUUUUUCCAUUUAGCCAUUCUUUCCUCCAUUUUUUGACCACCAUAGAAAACAACUUCAUAAAUUCCUUUGGCUUAAGAAUAGCAGAAAAGAUGGCAUUACUAGAAUCGAUCUUUUAGGGAGAGUAAAUGAAAGAUGACAGAAUUAUACUCUUUAGGCUUAUAUAAAUUAACUGUAGCACCCCUGGGUCCGUCCAAUCCCCAGUAACAACAACAAAUAUAUAUAUAUAUAUAUAUCUUCAUUCUUCAUAUCAAUCAACUGAUAAUAGUUCUUAUCAGAAAACUAAUGAAAUUUUGUAUAUAGUUAAUUUUCAAGAAGGAACUAUUUAAACAUCUUUUCCUAUCUUAAUUAGAUGAUGAAAUAAAAUCACUAAAACAGAGGUUGGGUAAUGUCAAUUUUCUUAACUAAGCAGCAAAGAAGUUUACUUCUUGCCCAUUAGAACCUCAGUUAUUUGCUUAAGUAAAUUAAUGUCAGAAGAAAUUAUAUAUUGAGUUCCUUCAGACCUAAGAUGAUAAUUUCCUUCCUACAAGAUACACUUGGAGUGUCCUGGUUUUGUUAAUUUUACUUCUGUUUCAGCUCCUUACCAUGGGGUGGUGCUUGAAGAAAGGGCCACAAGCAACAGGUCAGGACAGAAGUACCUCUGGAGUAGAGCUGCUUUCCCCAUGCAGGUAAUUUUGUGACUGUUAGUGGCACUGAAGACUGCAAACCUUUAUGCAGUAUUCUUAAUGCCCUAUUGACAUAAUGCACUUUAAUCAUUCCAAAGAAGCCAAGAAUGCUACAUAGUAAUGAUUCCUUCUUUAUGAAUACAUCUUGAACUAUUUAGAAUACUCUGUCCCUUUUUAUUUUGGAUAGCUGACUUGGUAUGUGGAUAUUUUCUAAAUUGACUUUAUAGUAGGUUUUAAGAUUUUGAAAUGUAACUAUAGGGAGAAAUUACUACACUUUAGCACAUCAUUUUAACCUAUAUAUUUGAGAGUUAAUUAAAACUAAAACUAACCCCCUUCCUGUAUAUUUUGUGUCAUGUAUAUAGGAACAUUUUAGUGUAUAGUUUUCUAUAAGUAUAGUUUAUGUAAACCAGUGGUUCUCAAAAUAUAGUCCUCAGCCCACCAGCUAGCAUCAGUAUCAGCUGGAAGCUAGAUAUCCCAGACAUACUGAAUCAGGAAUUCUGGAAUGAAGCCCAGCAGUCUGUAACAAGCUUGCCUAAUGAUUCUGAUGCACACUGAAAUUUGAGAAUCAGUGGAAAAAACGAUAUCUAGUGAGAGCAAGAAAGUUUAUUUUCCCACUAAUAAAGUUAUACAUUAUUAUUAUUUAUGUAAAUUUAGCCUAACAUGAUUACCUGUAAUCAUUUAUUGGCAAUGAUAAUUCUUAGUUGCCUAUAAAAUACACAUUUUAUGUACAUAUGCAAUUAGUGUAGUAAUUGAUAAUUCAGUUAACUUAGUUUGGCAUUUUCCUACCACUUACCACAAAGUUUACAUUAAAUGACUGAUUUAAAUAUAUAUAGGUGCGGUGUUCUAUGUUUCUUUUUAAUUGUUGACAUUUAAGUAGCUAAAAUAAUUGAUGGGUGCUAAAGUCUUCUGUUUAUCCAUAAAAUGGGUACAUUGUGGGCAGUGUAAUACAAACUUUAUUUUCAUUGCCUCUUACUUUUACCAGCAGACCACAAUUUUUCUCUGGCUAGACCAACUCUCAGAACAAAAUUAUCAUUCCUUGUUAUUAUAUUUGUAUCUGAGAUAGUAAGUAAGAUGGCUGGCCAGAUCAACAUAGCACCUUAUGUAACUUGUAAUAAGUAAAACUUCUUUAAAAGUAGCUUGCUUGGUAUAAGAAUAUUACAUUAAAGAUAUAGCUAUUCUAGAAGCUUAUGCUUCAGUAAGAGUUAUUUACUAAGAUAAAUAUUAAAUAAGAUAACACAUUGUAUAAUUUGGGCAUUUCUCCCUUCCCAGUUGUAUGAAUCAUGUUAAAUAUAAACUAACCACAAGAUAAAUAGAUUUAUUCAUUUUUAUUUCCUUGUGUAAUUCAGUACCUCCAUAAUUACUCUAAACUCACUGUUUACAAAUCACCAAUUAAUUAAUUCCUGAAACAAAAAUUAACUUUUCAGUAUAAAACUAAAUGUAUAUUCACUUCUAAAAUUCGCCACUGCUGUCUUUCCAUAACAGUAGCAGUGGAAAUGAAGUGGCUUACUCUAUACAUGGUGCUGGCAAAUACAUAGGCAAACUGUUGGGAGAUGCUCUAGUUACAUUCCUCCUUUUUUAUUCCUCACCUUAUUGCAUAAUGUAUUCCUGUACCCAAAGCAUUCUACCACAAUUCUGUUCAACCCCAAUUUGUGAUACAUCCUUUAAAAAUUCUAUUUAACCAUAUCAUCCCACUUGCUCACUCACAUCAGUUCACACACAUACACACACACACACACACACACACACAACCCACGCAUAAGUCAUUGCCUGGUUUUAGGGACUGCUUGUUGCUGCUUCUUACUUUAGCUAAUGAACCUCAGGACAACACACACAUGCACGCACGCACACACACAGAUCUCAGAUAUUUGAAGGUGGAUUUGGAAUCAUAUUUCUGUGUCCAAUAAAGAACUGUCCUGCACUGAAAUCAUUGUGACCUUACUGAUUAUAAACCAAUUCAAAUGAACUUGAGCUAAUUUCUUUUGAUCUAAUGAAUGUAUCUGCUCACCUCAUUUCCUUACAUCUAAUGAUAAGCUCCAAGUGGUUGCUACUUUUUGCACAACUUUUACUGAGUUUCAUUCACUUCUUAGUCUCUUAAUAAAUGUACUACAAAUAUUUCAAUAAUUUGUUCUGAAGUGGUUUAGCUACCAUUCUGCCAUUAAAAUUUUUAAUUGUAUUUGCUUGAGCACACUGAUCAACCACUGAACUGCCUUCUUCCAUUGUCCUGCAAUGAUAUAAAGGUUACAUUUUUGUGUAUAUGGCUUUCAUAGUUGGGAUUUCAGAGCACUGACACCAGAUAUUUUCAGUUUGUUCUCUGGGGGAAUUUCAUUUGCAUCUGCGUUUUUAGCUAUCUGUGAUAACUUGUUAAAUAUUAAAAAGAUAUUUUGCUUCUAUUGGAACAUUUGUAUACUCGCAACUAUAUUUCUGUAAACAGCUGCAGUCAAAAAUAAAAAAUGAAAGUUUUCAUUUUGCA